AUGCGCUCUUCCUUGGUGCAGAAAAUACGUCCACUGGCUGACUUUUUCCACUGUCUGUCCGGUGUGAACGACAGUGUGCGCGUUUGCCCGUCUGUAAAUAAUUCCUCUGGUCUCCUCUCUCUCCGCUUCCUCCUCUGUCGCCUCCUCCUCCUCCACCUCAGUUUUUUUCAACUCGUGCAAAACAUUCGCUUAAUUCCAAUCGUGUUACACUUAAACUUGAUUGAGCAAAUUCCAUUUACCUGUGGUGGUGGUGGUGGUGGUGGUGGUGGUGGUGGUGGUGGUGGUGGUGGUGGUGGUGGU
Molecule: messenger RNA, 300 nt
Organism: Mesocestoides corti
Lineage: Eukaryota; Metazoa; Platyhelminthes; Cestoda; Cyclophyllidea; Mesocestoididae
Source: the annotation of a GenBank genome assembly